Messenger RNA from Lichtheimia ornata, 1083 nucleotides. RefSeq lists its product as uncharacterized. The record is from RefSeq and is a predicted model, not a curated record. Bases 1 to 1083 code for a protein of 360 amino acids. The transcript is spliced from 6 exons. Gene Ontology annotation, cellular component: nucleus. NCBI's taxonomy places the organism in Eukaryota, Fungi, Mucoromycota, Mucoromycetes, Mucorales, Lichtheimiaceae.
AUGGGAAAGAAGAGAAAAAACAAACCCAUGCGACCAUGGUGCUGGUACUGUGAAAAGGAUUUCGAAGAUGACAAAGUCUUAGUCACUCAUCAAAGGGCCAAGCACUUCAAAUGUGAGGUUUGCGGUAAACGACUAACCACAGCAGGUGGUAUGGCAGUACAUGCUAUGCAAGUUCACAAGGUUGAAAUCAACAAAGUACCCAAUGCAAUGAAGGGACGUGAUACUUUGGAUAUUGAGAUUUUCGGUAUGGAAGGGAUCCCGCCUGAAGACUUGGAGAAUUACGAGAUGAGGAAGAAGGGUGUUGACCCCUCCAAGCGGGCAAGAACUGGUGGAGGAGGUGGUGGAUCUGCUCAAUAUGGAGAAUUGACGGCUGAACAAAUCCAACAGCAAUUGGCUCUUCACAAGGCUGGCAAUCCAAUGGCAGCUGCAGCUGUUGUUGCAGGAUCACCCAAUAUGCCAACACCACCAACGCCAUCCGCCGCAGCUGCUGCGACUCCAAGUUAUCAACAAUAUUACUCUGCAUAUCCACAAGGUAUGGCUGCUACUGCCGCUUAUCCAGGUCAAUAUUAUCAGGGAUAUCCUACGCCAGCACAACCACCGUAUCCAUAUCGUCCACCACCACCAGGUGCUCCUUAUGCUGCUGCAAGUCCAUGGGAUGCUCAACAGCAACAUAAUGCUCCCUAUGCACAAGCCCAACAGCCACCACCAUACCCUGCAGCAACCACAACAGAUCCAGCAUAUCAACAGCAACCAUCACAACCACCACCAUUACCAACAUCUCAACAACAGCAACUACAGGCAGGUGUACAAGGUAGUUAUUAUCCUGCACAGACUACUACUGCUGCUGCUGGAGGAUACGAUUAUAGUGCUGCACAAUCUAGCAACGACCAAGCUACAUCUACUACACUCCUCGAUCCAAAUGCUGAAGCUGCUGCUGCUCAAGCCACUACAACAGGUACAACAGUGACUGAAACGGGCAAAAAGAAGGCAUCAAAGACUGUUCUUAUAUACAAUGACAAUGAAGUAUCACCGGAGGAACGACGAGCAUUAUUAGAGAAGCAUCGAGUGGCGGUUGUUGCAUGA